Messenger RNA from Drosophila kikkawai, 3226 nucleotides. RefSeq lists its product as uncharacterized. Gene Ontology annotation, molecular function: serine-type endopeptidase activity. NCBI's taxonomy places the organism in Eukaryota, Metazoa, Arthropoda, Insecta, Diptera, Drosophilidae. Gene Ontology annotation, biological process: proteolysis. The record is from RefSeq and is a predicted model, not a curated record.
AGAGGCACACAUUCAGUGCAGAAAGUGAGUGAAGUGAAAGGAUAUAUCCAUACAGACUCUGCAACUUGCAUAAGGAUUAUCGAAAAGAAACUGAAACAACCAAUUUGGAUUAAUUUUAUUUAAAUCACAAAAGAGAUCUCCACUAUGAGAAUAAGAGCAAGCCUGUUGGCAGUUGUCCUGCUGGCCACCGCCUCCCUGGCCGAGGAUUCGAGCUGGGGCAACGAAUGGGCGCCCAUGGAGGAUGCCAAGCCCAGCCGCCGAUCGGUGGACACCAAGCCCGCCGACACAGCCGACAUCCAAGGACGUUACCUGGUCCACGAGUCCAUCCAGAGCAACAGCACUAGCAGCCAGAUCGAUGAGGUCAUCGAGCAGCUCAUCAACUCCCGACGUGAGGGACGCAAUCUUGGCGAGUACGACGCCGUCUAUGCCGAUGGCAACAUCGAUCAGGCUCUGCAGCAGGGAAAUGAUCUGCAAGCCCGCAACCUCAUCCGGGACAAGCUCUGCGGUCUGGGUCUGAUGAGCUGCGAUGUGGAGGAGAAGCGUCCCUUCUACUCCACCAUCUAUGCCCAGGGUCCGCCGCCGCCAUCUGGUUUCGGAGGAGGUCCUUAUGGCCCUGCCAAGCCCAUGCCCCCACCAAGUUACUUCAGCGGUCGCCCGCCCAUGGGUGGUCCUCCUGGCCCCUUGAACUCCUUCGGACCUCCACCCAGCUCCCUGAACUCCUUUGGACCGCCCCGCAAGGUUGGCUAUGAGGGACCCUACAAGCCAAUGUCUGGACCUUACCGCCCCACCGGACCCGGUGGCUACCUGGAGCAUCCUCCACCGUCCGCCAUUGAUGGCAGCUCUGAUGGAAUCACCUACACAAAGCCACCACCCGGUGCUCUGAUCUACGACAGCAAGCCACCAGGACCGAUCUAUACUGGAGGUCCAUCGGUGGGUGCCGGACCCGUUUUCACUGGUGCUUCCAACGGAGUUCCUCCUUACAACUUUGAGAAUCCCGAGGGUGGCAUUCAGGGUGCCAGCUCCGCUCCCAAUGGCUUCUACUCCCAGCAGUCUUCCGCCUCCUCGUCGUCGGCCACUUCCUCCAGCACCAAGGUGGUGGUGGGAGCACCCCUCGAUGCCGGACUCCAGCAGCAUGUGCAUCACCACUACCACCACGUUGAGGGUGGCGAGGGAGCCAAGGUGCCCAGCGUGCCUAUUCCCAUCGGAGCUGGCCAGACCAUCAACACGGACUUCAGUGCCUUGGCCCAGUCCUCGGCCACCUACACGCCCUCGAUCCAGAGUUCUUCCGGAUCCAGCUACUCCCAGUCGAACGCCUUCAACGCCGGAUUCAAUGGUGCCUCUCAGGGCGGACUUCUCUCGCAGAACGGCUUCGGCCAGAAACCCAGUGAUCUGUACAAGCCCAACUCCGGGGAUCUCUACAAGCCGAACUCUGGUGAUCUGUACAAACCAAACUCUGGCCUGGGCAGCUUCGGCAGCAGCGGAUCGGGCGGCUUCAGUGGAUCGCCCAGCUCCAGCUACCACAGCCAAAACCCGGAUUACUACAAGAAGGAGUUGCAGGGUGGAGCUUCCAACCAGUACAAUGGCAUCUCCGGUGGCUACCAGGGACAAGGACAAUACCAGGGAGGCUAUGACACCUCUCGCCAGCAGAUCGUGGACUGCCAGUGUGUGCCCAUCUCUCAGUGCCCAGCCGCUGAUCGUAUUGGACGCAAGGACGACCUCAUUCUGGCCAUUGAUCCCCGUAACCUGGGCAAGGACAUCGAGGCUGUGAGCGAUGAUGUUGCUGCCAGCACCAAUGCCACUGCUCCUGCUGAUGGAAAGAAGGCGGAGGAGAAGUCGGACAAGGAUGACAAGAAGCGUUCUCGCCGCCAGGCCAAUGGUGAACAGAAGGACGACGAUGCCAGCGAUCUGUCGCUCGAUGCCCAAGGGCGCGCUUACUAUGGCAACCGUCCCGUUGAGAAGACCUGUCGCAUCAACGAAGUCUGCUGCCGUCGUCCCCUCCGUCCUCAGGCUCCUCCUCAGCAGCAGCUGGGUCGUUGUGGCGUAAGGAACGCCGCCGGCAUCACUGGUCGCAUUAAGAAUCCCGUGUACGUCGAUGGAGACAGUGAGUUCGGCGAGUACCCUUGGCAUGUGGCUAUCCUGAAGAAGGACCCCAAGGAAUCGAUCUACGCCUGCGGCGGUACCCUCAUCGAUGCCCAGCACAUCAUCUCGGCGGCUCAUUGCAUUAAGUCUCAAAAUGGCUUCGAUCUUCGUGUGCGUCUGGGAGAAUGGGAUGUCAACCACGAUGUGGAAUUCUUCCCCUACAUUGAACGCGAUGUGGUCUCUGUGCACAUCCAUCCCGAGUACUAUGCCGGCACCUUGGACAACGAUCUGGCCAUCCUGAAGCUGGACCAGCCCGUGGACUUCACCAAGAACCCACACAUCAGCCCCGCCUGUCUGCCUGAUAAGUACUCCGACUUCACUGGCGCUCGUUGCUGGACCACCGGUUGGGGCAAGGAUGCCUUUGGCGAGCACGGAAAGUACCAGAACAUCCUCAAGGAGGUGGAUGUGCCAAUCCUGUCGCAUCACCAGUGCGAGGCCCAGCUGAGGAACACCCGUCUGGGUUACAGCUACAAGCUGAAUCCCGGCUUUGUUUGCGCCGGCGGUGAGGAGGGCAAGGAUGCCUGCAAGGGUGAUGGCGGCGGUCCUCUGGUCUGCGAGAGGAACGGCGUCUGGAAUGUGGUGGGCGUGGUGUCCUGGGGCAUUGGAUGCGGCCAGGUUAACGUGCCCGGUGUCUACGUGAAGGUAUCGGCUUACCUGCCCUGGAUCCAGCAGAUUACCCAGAGCUACCAAUGAUUAACGGAGCAGCAGGAGGAACAGGAGAGGCGGCCAGUGGUAACUGCAUAUCAUGCUGCAGACACUAUUGAAGCAUUGCCGAAUGAUGCCGCCUCCGAUGAGUUCGUUUUCCACUUCUGACCGAAGCCAUCGCUCAACCCCAUACACACUUGUGCAACUCUCGAAUCGCCUCGAUUGAAUUGCAUUCGUCAUCGUAUUUAUCAUCGCCGUCACUUGUAUUUAUUACGAAUGUUUUUCUUUGAUUACCCGUUAUGCUACCUACCUUGUUAUACACUUUUAUAUAUUACGCGCCCUCACUUCACUUCACCUCGGUUGUUGCCCACUCAUUAGCAACCCACGAUUGUUACUUACUUUAAUUGGCGCCGGAGACGCACAAGCUCUUGUCCCGACGCCC